AUGAGGGUUUUAAACAUUGGAAUGUUAAGUAUAAUUGCUGGCAUAGUUUCGACAGCAGGCUCUCUCACAGCUACCGUAGGAGGUUCUGUUGACUUUACUUGUACAUACACCCUAGACACUGGUGAUACAGUCCCAGGAGGUUCAAUUUCUUGGCAAGUUAAAACAGGCUCAGGACCUGAGGAUUUUACAAACAUUGCCUUUUUUUCUCCUCCUGGUUCUAGUGGUUCCAAUUCCUUUACACAGUUUGCCACAGAUUAUAAGAAUCGUUCUGAAUUAUUCAAUGUUACAGCUAAUGGAGCUAAUACUUAUGUUGUUGUGAUGAGGGUAAAUGAGGUGGUGUGUACAGAUGAGAAACACUAUAGGUGCUCUGUUUUAUUCAUCAGUACUACAUUAGGUCCCAUAACUAAGACAAAAGAAACAUCACUCACUGCUAGAGCACCUGCUGAGCAGCCUUAUGCCAUUCCAGUUCCUGACCCAGACAAUAUAGAGGAAAACAUGGAAGUAACACUUUCCUGUACAGCUAAUGUUGGGAAGCCACCCGGACAAAUCAGGUGGUGGCGCUACAGGAACGGGAUCACAGCACCACAGGAAAUGACAGGGGUGUCUACCAGCACCCCACCGGUUCAGAACGGUGUGUGUGUCUACAAUGUGACCAGCACAGUAACGUACAGAAUGACUAAAGACGAUGAUCAAUCGGUGUGGAGAUGUUUCGUGGACAAUAAACUGUUGACAAUGCCAGACAGGGAUAAACCAAAUCAAGAAUCUAAGAGAGUUAAUGUAUUCUGUAAGUAUGAAUAG
Molecule: messenger RNA, 798 nt
Organism: Saccostrea cuccullata (small rock oyster)
Lineage: Eukaryota; Metazoa; Mollusca; Bivalvia; Ostreida; Ostreidae
Exons: 3
Coding region: 1-798 (265 amino acids)
Source: RefSeq, a predicted model, not a curated record